Amoebophrya sp. A120 is the source of this 166-nucleotide messenger RNA. The record is from the annotation of a GenBank genome assembly. NCBI's taxonomy places the organism in Eukaryota, Dinophyceae, Syndiniales, Amoebophryaceae.
CGGGUUUGCCGCGAAGUUGGACACCUGGCGGAGUGUCACACAGGUCUUGGACCCUCCUGUCUGUUUUCCCCUGUCCUGCAGCUCCUUCUUUUUCUGUUGCCGCAGGGACCUCGCGACUUCCCGCUUGGCCUGCCUGUGCGUGACCCUCGCACCGACUUCGGUGUAG